Messenger RNA from Conger conger (European conger), 2516 nucleotides. RefSeq names its product equilibrative nucleoside transporter 4-like. Gene Ontology annotation, molecular function: nucleoside transmembrane transporter activity; monoamine transmembrane transporter activity. The transcript is spliced from 11 exons. The record is from RefSeq and is a predicted model, not a curated record. Gene Ontology annotation, biological process: nucleoside transmembrane transport. Lineage: Eukaryota; Metazoa; Chordata; Actinopteri; Anguilliformes; Congridae. The coding region runs from base 276 to 1838 and encodes 520 amino acids. Gene Ontology annotation, cellular component: plasma membrane.
GGAAGCGCGAGCAGCUUCCUCUUGUUGUACACCUUGCCUGGAAAGGGGACGUCGCCGCCGGAGACCUUUCUGAUGGAUGGAACUAAUUCAACGAAUCAGAGAUGGUAAAUGCGAUACAUUUGUGGUUAUUCUUUUAAUGGCGUAAAAUCCUCAAAAAACAAAACAAAACAAGGAAUUACCACAGAAAUUAUCUACACAAGAAUCAGCCCAACGCAUUAACGAGGCUGAACUCACGGUGCGCCUGAGUUAACCGCUGCGAGACCCCGAGUCCCAGGAUGGGCUCUGUGGGGGCGGAGAGGCGCAGGCAGGCCACCCCCGUCCUGACCCCGGAGGGGAAUGUGGUCAUGAGCUUCAGCUUCGAGAGCUACCAGCUGGAGGAAGAGGACUGCCAGGCCAAGGACAUACCCGACAAAGGGGUCUUGACCUUCACCGAGCCGGCCUUUGAAGAGCCUAUGCCCGAUGACCGCUAUCAUGGGAUAUACUUUGCUAUGCUGCUUGCUGGAGUUGGAUUCCUGCUGCCUUACAAUAGCUUCAUCACUGAUGUGGACUACCUACACUGGAAAUUCCGAGGGACGUCCAUCGUGUUUGAUAUGAGCCUGACGUACAUCCUCGUGGCCCUGGUUGCUGUGAUCCUGAACAAUGCCCUGGUGGAGAUGCUUAGCUUGCACACCAGGAUCACUGUGGGGUACCUGUUUGCUCUGGGGCCCCUGCUCUUUGUGAGCAUCUGUGAUGUCUGGCUGGAGCAGUUUACCAACAAGCAGGCCUAUGUCGUCAACCUGGUGGCUGUGGGCGUGGUGGCAUUUGGAUGUACAGUUCAGCAGUCCAGUUUCUAUGGUUACACUGGAAUGCUUCCAAAGAGGUACACGCAAGGAGUGAUGACUGGAGAGAGCACAGCGGGCGUGAUCAUUUCCCUGAGCCGCAUUUUCACCAAGCUGCUGAUUAAAAACGAGAAGAAGAACACCAUCAUCUUCUUCUUCUUCUCCAUCAGCAUGGAGCUCAUGUGCUUCAUGCUUCACCUGCUGGUUCGCCGGACGCGCUUCGUGCAGUACUACACCAAACACUCCCACCACGGCCUCUCUGUCAAGGGCCAUGACAACCCGGGCACUGGAUACAGGGUCCACCAUGACGCCAUUACAGAGGAAGUAAGACUCGACAAUGGCGCAGCGGGUGCUUCUCCUUCUGAAUUUGGGAAUGAAAUUGAAAUAGCUGGCGGUGGCACUUACAUGAGAUUUGAUGUCCCUAAGCCGAAAAUAAAGAAGAGCUGGCCCAGCAUAAAAGACAUGAUCCUGCAUCGGUAUGUGGUGUCACGUGUGAUCUGGACCUACAUGCUGUCCAUCGCUGUCACCUACUUCAUCACCCUCUGCCUGUUUCCGGGACUGGAGUCAGAGAUCCACAAUGCCGCGCUGGGGGACUGGCUGCCAAUCCUCAUCAUGGCCAUCUUCAACAUGGCCGACUUUGUUGGCAAAAUCCUGGCGGCCCUGCCGUACGACUGGAAGGGCAGCCGGCUCCUGCUGCUCUCCUGCGUGCGCGUAGUGUUCAUCCCGCUCUUCGUCAUGUGCGUGUACCCCGUGGGCAGCCCCGCGCUCAGCCACCCCGCCUGGCCCUGCGUCUUCUCCCUCCUCCUGGGCAUCAGUAACGGCUACUUCGGCAGCGUGCCCAUGAUCCUGGCAGCGGGGAAGGUUGUGCCGGAGCAGAGGGAGCUGGCAGGCAACACAAUGACUGUGUCCUACAUGACAGGUCUGAUGUUGGGAUCUGCAGUCGCCUACUUUGCCUACGGCAUCAUCGCCAACGGAUCCAACCCCCACGCAGAAGCACUGCACAACUCUACCUCAGGGUAGUCAACAAGGCGGCCGACCAGCCAGCACCCUGUAGUACCACACCACUGAAAUACUUUAUUCAUAUUUUAUGGUGGCCGCGUUUCAGCAGCUAUAAGGUAAUGACUUUGAUAGCCAGCAAAGCUUGACCUUAUUUGGAACUCACUGAAGCUCUCUCUCUUCAUCUUGGUUAACAUCCAAAUGUUAGGAUGUAGACAUUUAUAAAAAGAAGUGGGCAGUUAUGCCUCCAGCAUUGUGCUGCCUGUCUUAUGACCCCAUCCUCCAUCUCAUGCUGCCUUUCAGAAGCUCAGUCUCCCUCUGCUAUGUGUGGCAUCCUGUGUCAAACUCACUUACACCCUCAUUCCACGUUGCCUUGUUAUUUAUUCAUAUCUCUGUUUUUAAGGGGUUCUUUUGCACAGAGGUGGACGAUUUUCCUUUCACCCAUGCUAUUAUGUUAUUUUCUCAUAUCUGAAUAUUGAGAAACACACCAAAAUGUCAAAUAUUAUGAUUGGCUAGGUGCAUUUUCCGGAAAUGCACCCAGUCAAUCAACAGUUUUUCUGAAGGGACUUUAAUCUUGUCGUACUGAGGGGACUCAAGUUAAUUGCCAGGGUGCUUCAGAAUGAAAAUUCUCCUCAAGUCCCCUCCCUAAUACAAACUGAAUGUUGCUGUCUGUGAAUAAAAAAAAUAAUAAUCUUUUCUAUU